GCGCGCAGCCUGACGUCACGGGGUUUGAAUGGGGAGAGAGGCCAAGAUGGCGGCAAAGCCCGGCGCUUGGUGUGUGCCGUGCUUGGCGUCGAUCGAAAUUCUACAGGAGCUUUGCCGGGAAGAGGAGCUGACCUGCCGGGCUCUGGGCAUCAGCCGCAACAUCCUAAACGAGUACGAAGUGGAGUAUCUAUGCGGCUACAGGAAAACCAAGGGGACAGAUUUCUACCUGGUGAAGUGGAAAGGCUGGCCGGCAUCCACCAACACCUGGGAGCCCAGGAAGCACCUGCGGAGUGUGCAGCUGGUCAGGCAGUUCCAGGAGGACAAGACCCGGUUCCUGGAGAGCCUGAAGGGGAGGCGGUGGGCGAGUGAGAGGCCGGGCAAGGAGGCGGAGGCCAUGACCUACGUGAUCCAGAAGGGGAAGCAGAGGAUAGCGCUCAGGAGAUGGGAGGAGGAGCUGAAUCGCAAGAAGACCCACCAGGGGAGGGUGCUGGUGGAGAACGAGGUGGACUUUGAGCUGCCCCCCACGGACUUCCAUUACAUCAACCAGUACCGGCCCACGCCGGGCAUUGAGCUGGACCAAGAGCCUCUGAUAGGGUGCGACUGCCUGGACUGUAUGCAGGGCAAGUGCUGCCCUGAGGAGGCGGGCGCCAAGUUUGCCUUCAGUGAGCGAGGGCAGCUGUGCAUCGAGCCAGGCAAGCCUAUCUUCGAGUGUAACUCCAGCUGCCACUGCGGCCCCCAGUGCCCCAACCGGGUGGUGCAGAAGGGCACCCGCUACGACCUGUGUAUCUUCAGGACUCGCGACGGGAGAGGCUGGGGGGUCAAGACGCUGCAGAGCAUCAGGAAGAAGAGCUUCGUCAUGGAGUAUGUGGGCGAGGUGAUCACGAGCGAGGAGGCGGACAGGAGAGGGCAGCUCUACGACAGUAAGGGCGUCACGUAUCUCUUCGACCUCGAUUACGUGGAGGACGAGUACACUGUGGACGCGGGCAGAUUUGGAAACAUUUCUCACUUUGUGAAUCACAGCUGUGACCCAAAUCUUCAGGUUUACAAUGUUUUUAUCGACAGUUUGGACACCCGGCUUCCCCGGAUAGCGCUGUUCUCCACCAGGGCCAUAAAGGCAGGGGAGGAGCUCACCUUUGACUAUCAGAUGAAAGGUUCCGGCGAUACCUCAAUCAACGAGAGCUCGGAGGUGAAUGGCCCAGCCCGAAAGCUGUACAGGAUGGUGUGCAAGUGUGGCUCUGCUUCCUGUCGCGGCUACAUGAACUGAGGCAGAGGCACCAACCACAGUAUUUUUUUAACGAAGCAAAAAGAAAAACUACAAUUAGGAAAAGCGGGAGGGGAGGUGAGGAAUCGCGCCUCCCCCUCUUAAUUUUUCUGUGCCAUCAAAUUUCCACUAGGAAAAUCAAACUUAGUGUUGUUGACGAUUCAAGAGGUUGGAGGGAAUAAUGGACGAGGAGGAGAUGGGGGGAGGGGAGGCGGGGACUUAACUCUCUUUGAGAGUCUAGGAAUGUACAAAUGUUUUGCAAAAGAAUAAACCUCCUCGCUUGCUCAA
Messenger RNA from Callorhinchus milii (elephant shark), 1549 nucleotides. Its product is annotated as histone-lysine N-methyltransferase SUV39H2. The transcript has 6 exons. Bases 29 to 1264 code for a protein of 411 amino acids. Gene Ontology annotation, molecular function: zinc ion binding; histone H3K9 methyltransferase activity; protein binding. The record is from RefSeq and is a predicted model, not a curated record. Gene Ontology annotation, cellular component: nucleus. Lineage: Eukaryota; Metazoa; Chordata; Chondrichthyes; Chimaeriformes; Callorhinchidae.